CCAGCAGCACAGAGCUAAAGCCCAAACAAACAGUCCUAUUUCCCCUAUUCAUAUAUCCUCCUCACUCGUCCCUUCGCUCACCCCCGUUUCUAACUCAACUCAGUGCUCACACACAAAACUGAUAAAUCACUAUUUGGAGUCAGAGAGAUAGUGAAGCAUUGUAUUUCUUGCUUAUCGUCACCAUUAAUGCUAAUUGGUGACCGAAAGGAAAACUAAUUUGUUCUAAAAUGGAGCAAAGUAAGGCAACUUUCGAGAUCUUCACGAAACUGGAGCAGAAAUGGCUAUCUCACUGUGAACCUACUAAGAAGAUUCGAAUCCUUAGUAUCGAUGGUGGUGGAACGACUGGCAUUGUCGCUGCUGCUGCUCUUAUCCACCUUGAAGACCAGAUCCGACUCAAAACCGGUGAUCCGUAUGCUCAAAUUGCUGAUUUCUUCGAUAUGAUCUCCGGCACUGGCGUUGGUGCUAUCCUUGCUGCUAUGCUUUCUGCCGACGAUGGAACUGGCCAUCCACUUUUCACUGCUAGAGAAGCUGUUAAGUUUAUCACGCUGAACAACUCUCGGCUCUUUAGAGUCAAUAAGCUCGCCGGAGUUCUUCACCGUCGGAAAAAAUUCUCUGGUAAGAGCAUGGAUAAGGUGCUGAAGGAAAUGUUUAGGAGAGAAGACGGAACGGUUUUGACACUGAAGGACACGUGUAAGCCUCUCCUGGUUCCUUGCUUUGACCUCAACAGUUCAGCACCCUUUGUUUUCUCUCGCGCCGACGCUUCCGGAUCACCUAGCUUCAACUUCGAGCUUUGGAAAGUGUGCCGCGCCACGUCAGCCACUCCAAGCCUCUUCAAACCUUUCCGAUUGUCAUCCAUCGACGGCAAGACAUCGUGCUAUGCCGUGGACGGCGGUCUGGUCAUGAACAACCCUACCGCCGCCGCGGUAACGCACGUGCUCCAUAACAAGAGAGAUUUCCCUUCCGUUAACGGCGUUGAGGAUUUGAUGGUUUUGUCUUUAGGCAACGGUCCGUCGUGCGGAAGGUGGAAGGUCGGUAGUAACGGCGAAUGCUCCACUUCUUCCGUCGUUGACAUUGUGCUUGACGGUGUCUCGGAGACGGUGGACCAGAUGUUGGGGAACGCUUUCUGUUGGAACCGUACUGACUAUGUUCGAAUUCAGGCAAACGGACUGGGGAGUGGAAGGAUGAGAAUGGAGGAGGUACUGAAGGAAAGAGGGGUCGAGUCGUUACCGUUUGGCGGGAAGAGGUUACUGACGGAGACUAACGGAAAUAGAAUUGAAAGCUUUGUGCAACGCCUUGUUGCUUCCGGAAAAACCAGCCUCCCCCCAAGCCCCUGCAAGGAAUCAGCCGUCAGCCCACUAGCAAACGGCCGUUAGCUACUCAUUUUAAAUAUUUGUUCUCCUCUGUUUUCUUCUUUUUACCCACUCCUUUUGGUUUUCCUCUUUUAACCCUCCUUUUGUAAGUUGAAAUAUGGAGCAAACCUCCUCAAGAUCUACUUUUUAACUGCCCUACUUUGGAUAAAAAAUAGCUGCUACUUAGCCAAGUGUACUGAAGUAUUGAGUUAAUAAUGAUUUAAAUGAAUGACACGUCACUAUAUUACCAAAUUAAA
Molecule: messenger RNA, 1606 nt
Organism: Gossypium raimondii (Peruvian cotton)
Lineage: Eukaryota; Viridiplantae; Streptophyta; Magnoliopsida; Malvales; Malvaceae
Product: probable inactive patatin-like protein 9
Exons: 2
Coding region: 228-1373 (381 amino acids)
Biological process (GO): lipid metabolic process
Source: RefSeq, a predicted model, not a curated record